Leptidea sinapis is the source of this 4802-nucleotide messenger RNA. It is a transcript of the gene IRSp53, whose product is annotated as brain-specific angiogenesis inhibitor 1-associated protein 2. Gene Ontology annotation, biological process: actin crosslink formation; plasma membrane organization; positive regulation of actin filament polymerization. The record is from RefSeq and is a predicted model, not a curated record. Lineage: Eukaryota; Metazoa; Arthropoda; Insecta; Lepidoptera; Pieridae. The transcript is spliced from 17 exons. Gene Ontology annotation, molecular function: protein binding. Gene Ontology annotation, cellular component: cytosol; nucleoplasm. Bases 574 to 4131 code for a protein of 1185 amino acids.
CUCUCGGGCGGUGAGGUUGCAAUGCGAGCACAAGUUGCCAAGAGAUCGACUUCUGUUCAACUUUUGUAGCUCUCAUGACGCGCCGUUUUGCGAAUUAUUCCUAAACUUAGUUGAAAGUGAAAUUAAACGAACAUUACUUGAUGAAUUUUAUAUCAGGCUUUGUGACAAACUGAGAUACUUAGUGAGACGUUUGAAAAGUGAAAACAAACAAUUUAAGACUCGUCCAAUAUCAGUGCAGUUUUCAUUAAAGAACUGUUACUCGAUUAUUGAGGCGCAGCUACUAUUUUCCAUUUACGGUAAUCACAUACUUGAAACAAUCAAGCAGUGAAUUUCUGUGGAAAAAUUGUAAUUCAACCAGGGUGAAGUUUGGCGGACUGCAAAUAAUACAUAAUUAUUCAGAUGUCAUCAAAGUGAAUGUUUGCUUCAGUCAUUUAACUGUUCCAAGUUAAAGAAUCUAGAACAUUGUGAAACCGAAAGUGAAUAUUGUACUAAAAGUGCCGAAUAUUGUGUGAAAAUAUAACAAAUGAAGAUACGUGUGUGACUUUCUUUGAUAAAUAAAAGUUUGCAACUACAAUGGAGACCGAAGAAUUAACGAAACUCGUCGAUGGAAUUUAUAAGAAUAUCCUGGAUAAGUUCAAUCCAGGUGCGCGGCAGAUGAUAACAGCUGGGAAGGCGUAUUUGAAAGCAUUACAUGGCGCUGCGGCAGCCUCUCGUAUGUACGUUGAUGCAGUGGGGAAGCUUGGGCGACAAGCCCAGCAAGGCACAUGGGGUGGAUGUGCUGACAUCGGUACAGCACUGAUGAAAGUGGUGGAGGUCUAUCGAGAAAUUCAAGAUCAACAAAUGAACAUCCUGAAGGCGUUCUACGUAGAUCUGCUUGUUCCACUUGAGACUAACCUUGAAAAGGAUACAAAAGUAGUGCAGUCCGAGCAAAAGAGAUUCUUACAACAACACAAACUUCGUUCUGAGAGCUACAGCAAGGCAGCUGCAACAAUAAAAAAACAAAGGAAAAAGAAAACUAAUGCAACUAAAGUUGGUUCAGCGAUGGACAAGGAAAUGAAGAGCAUGCAAAUAUUGGAAGAAGAAAAGGCCAAGUUGGAUGCCUUCUGCGAGCAAAGUUUGAAAAAUGCGAUGACUCAAGAGCGUCGCAGAUAUGGAUUUGUACUCGAGCGACAAUGUUCGCUGGCGAAACACUGGCUGGCUUAUCACUCAGCGGGCGCCACGGCUUACAACAACGGCUUGGAGGAGUGGCUUGAGGUGUCUCGAACCAGGGAGUAUCUGCCGCCCAAUGUCGAGGCAAUGUUUGUUAGCAGGAUGCGACAAGUAUCAUUUUGGACUGAUGAAGAAGUCUACGCAAGUCCUCGCAUUGGUGAUGAUGAUGACCGUGGCUCUGUGGGGUCUGCUCUACGCAAGACAAGAUCGGUGGACGCAUCGUGCCUCGAUGUCAGAUCCAUCGGAGACCUGGGAUCGCCAAGCCAGGGAAUAUCUAGAGCCAAAUCUGAUUUGAAUCUGCAAGCAAACUUUAGUGACCACGACACUGACACACGAACGAGCACUCGUCCAACAUCUCUUGCUCCACCAAACUGCACUUCCCGCGACCCGCCGCUCGCCCGAGCUCUGUACGCAUACGCUGCAGCAGGGGACAACCAGCUGAGCUUCCAGCAAGGAGAUGUGCUUGCUUUACUUGGAGAUAGAACAAAGGGUUGGCAGUAUGGAGAAAACUUACGUUCCCACAACGCGGGAUGGUUCCCACUGGCUUACACCGAACCAAUUAUUGACGACGAUGUUAGUAGUUCACCUGCACGUUGGAGUGCACAGACUCCUAGUGAGACUCCUCCACCAGCUCCUCUGACGCACGCGCAAGUGACCACACCAUCUGGACAUACUCACUCACAACCGCAGACACGCAUGUUUGGCGACACUGUCACCUCUCAUCAUGUUACUAAGGGUCGUCUCGCCCCAACAUCACCAGGUCUACCACCAACUCUGCCCGCCCCUUCACCCAGUGCUCUAAGCUCUUCAGCCAGUGCAAAUUUCCAUUCAGCCGCGUCAGGUGCAUCCAGUGCUAUAAAGAACUCCACAUCAGCUGCCAGCUUCACAACACAUGCAGUUAUUGAAACCAGAAGUUUUGGUCCACAAACAUUACCAAUGAGAUCCCAGGUACUGCAAAACAAGGGGCCUGCUAAAACAGUCGUAUCAGCUGUUGGAGCCGUUGGGAACGUGUCUCUACAUAGCUCUAAUGAUUCCGGUUUUUCAAAUGAACCCCCUCCACAGCCUGAUGUUGAUUAUAGUGAUGAAGAGGCUCAGCGACAUCGUAUUCCCAUUAGUAAACAUGGUCAAAGAAACACUGAUAAUCGUGCAUACUUAUUAAAAACGCAAAGCUUAAAACGUGGUCCAAAACAACAUAAUACAAGCAAUGGCUACCUGACAGACGAUCAACAGCUAUUAUUGCGUAACAUGUUGGACAUGGACAAAGAUUCUCAAAAAAUAAAAAGAACAAAAUCGUUUUGGAAAUUUGGUAGAACAACAUCUGAAGAAAUAAUGGAAGGAAUGUCCCUUUGGCAGCAUCGGGAUAUUGUUGAUACCGUACCAGAAUAUAAAAAGAAACUUUUUGUUAAGCUGAAGAAAGAAUUACGACCUGCACCAGAAGUACCCGAACCUAGAACACAAAUUAGUGCAGAUAAGCCACCACUGGUAGAAAACACUAAAACACGCCCUCAGGAAACAAUUGAUAGAAAAGAUGUGAAGGUUAAUGGUGGUAUUCGCCAUGCAAGAAGUAUGGGAUCUAUUCAGAACUAUGAGGAACAAACAAAAAAGAUCAAUGAAAAAUACAAUGAAUCCCAAGUAAACAAAAGAAAUAUGUCUGAAAAAUCUAUUGUUGAAGAGAAGCAAGACGAUGUUGUUGUACAACGAAAUGACUCACGUCAUUCAGAUUUGACAAAUACAAGUACAAUAAAAACAAACUUUGAAAAUAGUUUCUAUAACGACGAAAAUGGUGAUGGAUUUGUAAUGAAAACAGUCAAACGUAGAGAAAUCUUGCAGAAGUAUGACAAUGAUAGUAGCUCAGAUGCUAAUUCAGUUGCUUCCAGUACAGAUCCCUACGACUGCAUUAUUGUGGAUGACCAUAUGACAUCAAAAAAGCAACAAGAACUUGAACGCCGUAGAAAAACUCAGAUGAUGGAAAAAGAAAUAAAAGUUAAUAAUGAAAAUGCAUAUAUGCCCGAGUUUGAAGAAAUUGAAGUUACUCCAAUAAAACCCCAUGUUCGAGGUAAUCUACCCCCGGAAAAGAACAAAAAAUCUUCUAAUGAUCGUGCUUCACCUAAAACUAUGGAAUUUAAAACAUUUAAAGAUAAUUCAAAAGAUAUAAAAACAUUUUCUGCAUCUUCUGAAACUUUAAAAUACAAAGAAAAUGAACAGUUAACAGACAGAUACGGAAUCCCGAUGGAAAGAAAUAAUAAUGAGAUCUGUACGGAGGGUGCAUACAAUGGACAUGAUGAUGGCACAUUAAAGUACAAAAAGCAUUCAAGCGAUGAAAAUAUACGUCAACAAAACAAUUUUGAAAAUAUGAAAAACAAUAACAAUAAUAAUUACCCAAGAGCUGAAAUAAGGAAUCAGAAGAAAGAGAUUAGAUCUUAUGAAACUCGGGAGCCAAGAAUAGAUUAUUCACUUGACAGACGACAGUCAAAGAAGACGGAUAACUUUACUGAGUCCAAAAAUCGAGAUGUGAGGUCUAGAAGCCGAAUCAUAAGAAGCUACGAUGACAGCUCCUUACAGUAUAAUGGGCGAAAAGAAGAACGGUACUACGAUACGAAUAUAUCUUAUUUUAGUGAUCAGGAAAGGCGUACCUCAAGGUAUGAUUACGAGACAGAUUCCAAAAAAGCUGAAAAGUCAAAAAUUAGGCAAGAAGAAGCUAGGCUUGAAGGAAGACGAAUAAUGGAUCGCCAUAAUGAAAGUCAAUACAGUGAAUCAGAUGAUCAAAAAUUUAACGAAGCAUUAAAGCAACAAAGGCCUCAAUUACUGCCGCGUACUAAACUACUUAAACGACCAACAGAGGGUCAUGAAUUACCUGAAGAAGGCCAUACCUUUGGGCCGUGGUACGAUUUAUGGGGUCGGGAAACCGCCAUGUAUAAGUAAUUAUAUUAAGGUUUGUCUAAAGUUUAGUCCUUUUGUUCUUUGUAUUUCAUUCAUUUAGAUAUGUAUGUUUUUAAGUAGUUUGCAUGUCUUGUAAGUUGUUUUGUUUCAUGUGCGAUAUUAGUUAUUGAAUAUUAUUUUGUUGCUAAUGUUAAUGUUGAUAUUGAAACAGCUCAAAAUUAGUAGAUUUGUUAAUUUUAAGCCAAACUGUAAGUUGUUAUUCUCGAGUAGAUAUAUUAUUGAUAGUUUGAAUUUUUGAAUAUUUGAUUAUAUUUGCAAAAUAUUACAAGAUAUAUUUUUAUCUGAUCAUUAUUAACACAGUCUUUUCUGAUUUAUAUUAACUUGAAAUUUCUUUUUUUACUCAAACCUAAAAGUGUAGCCGCAAUCAGAGACAUUUACGCCAAAUUAAAAUCUAGUUUUUUUAGUAUAUAGGUGUUAAGGGAUUUCAUUUAGGAUUUAUUUCUUGAGUAAUAUUUUAUAUAUCUUUAUAGGCCUCAACAAUUCGCGACGGUAAAACUAAGAAAAACCCUAACAAACGAUCGUUCGUCGCCCGCCAUUGAGUAAAUUAAUCGUUGAAAGAUGUGUGUUAUCAUGUAAAUUAAUUAUUAUCGUAUUAUGUAUUCUGUACAGUUAUUCGUAGUUUAAGAAAAAUAUAUCACAAUUUUUACGGUUAA